AUGCAAGGCAAACCACGGACAACGGAUUACCGCCGCACCUUUCACACCCGUGGACAACAGCAGCAGCUGCAGCAGCAGCUGCUGCAGCAACUACGGGAGAAGCAGCAGCAGCAGCAGCAGCAGCAGCAGCAGCAGCAGCAGCAGCAGCAGCAGCAGCAGCAGGAGGAGCAGCAGGAGGAGCAGCAGCAGGAGGAGCAGCAGCAGGAGGAGCAGCAGCAGCAGAAGAAGAAACGCCGGCAGCAGCAGGGAGAUAACCAGCAGCAGCAAUCAAUGCAAGCUUUCGCGUCCAGCAUUAGGUCGCUGCUGUCUGCGGAAGGCCCCGCGGAAAUUGAAAAGUUGAAUGAAAUAAAAAGCAAAAAGAAAGAAGCCGAGGAGAAGAAGGAGCUGCUGAGGAAGCAGCUGCUAGCAGAGAAGAGGCGGCGUCGAAACGCUGUUCACAAAACCCCCAAAGAAAUGGACAGCGAGAAAGAAUUGCUUUUGAGGAAACUCGCCACCAAAGGGAGGUUGGGGAAGGAGGGUUUGGCGAGGUUGUCCGUUUCUUGA
This is a messenger RNA of Eimeria necatrix, 543 nucleotides long. RefSeq lists its product as hypothetical. Lineage: Eukaryota; Apicomplexa; Conoidasida; Eucoccidiorida; Eimeriidae. The transcript has 6 exons. The record is from RefSeq and is a predicted model, not a curated record. Bases 1 to 543 code for a protein of 180 amino acids.